Ipomoea triloba (trilobed morning glory) is the source of this 1567-nucleotide messenger RNA. RefSeq lists its product as uncharacterized. The transcript has 8 exons. The record is from RefSeq and is a predicted model, not a curated record. Bases 573 to 1172 code for a protein of 199 amino acids. NCBI's taxonomy places the organism in Eukaryota, Viridiplantae, Streptophyta, Magnoliopsida, Solanales, Convolvulaceae.
GCCUACAGUGAAGCAAAAAAAUGGCGAGAGGAAAGGGGGAGAAGGCAGUAUUUAUAGAGUGAGAAGUAAGGACAAGAGCGGACCUGCCAUGGGGGCCCCACUGGCAAAAAUUAUGCAGCCCCAAAACGACGACGUUUUGAGGCUGUAUAUAUGUAUAUGUAUAUCCUCAGCUACUGCCUCCACGCCCAGCCAGCAUAUCCAUCACUCCAUCAGAACUCUUCAUCGGAGAUUUGCAGAUUCGCGGCACAUUACUCCACGCCUCCACCGACGACCGUCGUCCGGCUAUUCUCCUCCGUGCCUCCGUGUCUUCGUCCGUUCACCAUUCGUCCACCAUUAUAGAUUUACAGCCUCAGCUAGUCGUGGGUUUGGAGCGACACCAUCGACGGGAAAUUGAUUUGCUCCGGUGAAGCGUUGCGCUUAGGGGAUGGCACGAGGUUUAUUUAUAAAGCUCGAGUGAACAAUCAAGUUAGUGCUGAAGUGCUUUUGAAGGGAAUUCGGGUUAGCCCGCUCUGCAAAGUUCGAAGUAGCGAAUUCUCCCAGAUUAGACUUCUAAUCAGCUCUAAAGCUUGACUAUGGAAUCAGCAGUUAAGAAAUACCAACAAAGAUUCAGAAAAGUGGAGGAUGAGAUUGAUAGGUGGGAGGAGCUUCACACUAGACUGCUUUCCCAAUUCGCUAACGCUUCCUCCAUCAUCCAGAGAUUGCAGGUGAUUCAAGGUUCAAAAAACUAUGGUGCCUUGAAAUGUAUUCAAGGUAUUGAAGAUGCUGUUUUGGCUAAACAGUUGAAUUCUCUGCAAACUAUUCUGCUUUCUAUGAAUAAGACUUUGGAAGGAUUUCAUUCCAUUGUUUUAUCAUUUGAGAAGAUUGUUCGUGAUAGUAGACAGCAAUUAAAAGGCGGGUCAGCUCAACCAACUGUGAAACAGUUGCAGCAACGAAUUGGCAUCAAACCAAGCCUUGCAGAUUGCUUAGAUGGGCUAACUAUUCUUAGUGAGAUGCACCAAUCAGAGUACCGUCUUAAAUUGUCUCUGGUAUCAGCAACUUCAACACUUGCAUUGAAACCUAGUGUUACUGAUGAUUUAAGUGUCCUCCAGCAGCUUUUGGUAGAUCAGCCUAACAUCCCUAAAGAGGAAGUGCAAUUUAUAUUUGACAUCAUUUUUGCUGAAGACAUCUGUUGAUGCCCACAACUUGAGAGGGUGGUAAAAAUCUUGAAAUUGGCACGAGGUGAAUGACCUUACAAAAAGUGAUUGAGGAUUACAAUGUGAACAGCCUUGGGAGAUUUAUAGAGACUCAGUUGUAGAGCAGAGAACUUUAACAUGGCUACCAACAAGGAAUGGAAAUAUAUAUCGACCAUGAGAAUUGCAAAACCCCCUUUCUGGCAUAUUUGCGGUUCAGCAUAUACUUACCUAUCGUAUUCCCCUUCUUUGUAGGAUGUGAUUUUCUGUGGCAGGCCACAAAUUACAUUUGAUUGGGAUGAUCAAAAAAUUAUUUUAUUUGUAUAAUACACUAUUAACAUCUAAUUAUGAAUCACAUAUACAAUAUGAUUAUCAAGUUGUUGGCUUUAGAAUGGUAA